AAGCAUAUUUUCACUCUUUUCCCCAAGCAUAUUUUCUUCGUCUAUAUAUACACUACUAUACAACUGCAUAGUUUUCCACCUUAAAAAAAAAAAAUAAUAAUAAUAGUAAUAAAAAACCCAUAUUCUUCUGCUACUUAACAAAAUCAAUAUCAGUAGAGAAGAAGCUCAAACACAAAAAGCAAAAAAAUGGUGGUCGCCGGACCAGAUAUUGCCGGCGGCAACUGGAAUUUUUCCAACAUGAAGAAAUUCACAAUCCAAGUCAUCAUCAGCCGGUGGUUCGUGGUCUUCGCUUCCCUUCUUAUCAUGGCGGCUGCCGGUGCAACUUACAUGUUCGGUCUAUACUCCAGCGACAUCAAAAAAGUCCUGGGUUACGACCAAACAACUUUGAAUCUGCUGAGCUUUUUCAAAGACGUGGGCGCGAACGUGGGGGUUCUCUCCGGCCUGAUCAACGAGGUGACGCCGCCGUGGGUGGUGCUGUCAAUGGGAGCGGUGCUCAACUUCUUCGGCUACUUCAUGAUCUGGCUGGCUGUCACUAGAAAAAUAGCCACUCCCAAAGUGUGGCACAUGUGCAUGUAUAUAUGCAUAGGUGCAAACUCUCAGUCUUUCGCCAACACCGGUUCUCUCGUCACUUGCGUGAAGAAUUUCCCCGAAAGCCGCGGCGUCGUUUUGGGGAUUCUCAAAGGCUAUGUGGGCCUUAGCGGAGCUAUUAUCACUCAGCUUUUCCAUGCCUUCUACGGCGACGAUACCAAAUCAUUGAUUUUGCUCAUCGGUUGGCUUCCUGCUGCUAUCUCUUUCGCUUUUCUCCGAACCAUUCGGAUCAUGAAGGUCGUCAGGCAGCCUAAUGAGCUCAAAGUGUUUUAUAACUUGCUUUAUAUCUCACUUGGGCUUGCUGGGUUUUUGAUGAUCAUGAUUAUAGUUCAGAACAAGGUUGAUGAUUUUACCCAGACCGGGUACGGUGCUAGUGCCGGGAUGGUUCUUUUCUUUCUUUUUCUUCCCGUGCUGGUUGUUAUUGUUGAAGAGUAUAAGAUCUUGCGGAGCAGGCAAUUUGUGGAUGAUUCAUCUUCUUCACCUUUGGGAAUUAUCACGGAGAAUCCUAAUCCGAAUCCUGAAGUCCAAGCCAAUAAUUCAUCAACAGCAGUUCCUCCAAAUCAUUUGCUUGUAGAGCAAACUACAACUACUACGAGCACAGAAAAGCAGCCUUCUUGUUGGAAAACGAUUUUCCGACCGCCACCGAGAGGCGAAGACUAUACUAUUCUACAAGCCCUUUUCAGCAUGGACAUGUUCCUUCUUUUCUUCGCGUGUAUUUGCGGAGUUGGAGGAACUUUGACGGCCAUUGAUAAUCUCGGUCAGAUCGGUACUUCACUCGGAUACCCCAAGAAAUCAACCAGCACUUUUGUUUCUCUAGUAAGUAUAUGGAACUAUCUCGGACGUGUGUUUUCUGGUUUCCUCUCCGAGAUCUUGUUGGUGAAAUACAAAUUCCCUCGUCCUCUCAUGCUCACUUUGAUCAUGCUAAUAUCAUGUGCUGGUCACCUUCUAAUCGCUUUCGAUGUCAAAAAUGGUUUAUAUUUUGCUUCUGUGAUUAUUGGUUUCUGUUUUGGUGCUCAAUGGCCGUUGCUUUUCGCCAUAAUUUCCGAGCUUUUCGGGCUUAAAUACUACUCAACCCUAUACAAUUUUGGGUCGGUGGCUAGUCCAAUUGGGUUAUAUGCGUUGAAUGUCAAGCUCACUGGACAUUUGUAUGAUAAAGAGGCUACUAAGCAAAUGAUAGCUUCGGGAUUAAAAAGGGAAGCUGGUGAAGAGCUGGAUUGUAGAGGUGUUGAGUGCUUCAAAUUGGCUUUCAUUAUUAUUGCUGCUGCAACAUUUUUUGGUACUAUUGUCUCUUUGAUUUUGGUUAUAAGGACUACAAAGUUUUACAAAAGUGAUAUUUAUAAGAAGUUCAGAGAGCAAGCCAAAGCCGCCGAGACCGAAAUAGCCAUGGCUGAAAACGGCAUUAAACCGUCGGAAUCUAAUGGAAAGUAAGAUAUGUUAUAGGAUAUAUAGCUCAACCGUUUAUAACCAUGGUGUAGAAGUUUAGAGAAUGAAUAAUGAUGAUGAUGAAAGAGAAGGGGAAAAAAAAAAGUAUAGAAGAUGUGUAAAACAAAAAAUAGCGUGCAAUAUUUUUCUUUGUACUUGUUCUACUAUAGCUUUUUUUUUUUUUUUUUGCUUUAAUUAUUGGAUGCAAAACUUGUAUUAUUUGGCUUUUCAAAUACGACAGUUAAUUACUCGUGUUUCUUUAA
Molecule: messenger RNA, 2273 nt
Organism: Ziziphus jujuba (common jujube)
Lineage: Eukaryota; Viridiplantae; Streptophyta; Magnoliopsida; Rosales; Rhamnaceae
Product: protein NUCLEAR FUSION DEFECTIVE 4
Exons: 1
Coding region: 187-2016 (609 amino acids)
Biological process (GO): transmembrane transport
Cellular component (GO): membrane
Molecular function (GO): transmembrane transporter activity
Source: RefSeq, a predicted model, not a curated record